This is a messenger RNA of Lathyrus oleraceus (garden pea), 1859 nucleotides long. RefSeq names its product probable protein phosphatase 2C 65. Gene Ontology annotation, biological process: protein dephosphorylation. Gene Ontology annotation, molecular function: protein serine/threonine phosphatase activity. The transcript is spliced from 5 exons. Bases 263 to 1576 code for a protein of 437 amino acids. The record is from RefSeq and is a predicted model, not a curated record. Lineage: Eukaryota; Viridiplantae; Streptophyta; Magnoliopsida; Fabales; Fabaceae.
AUCAAACAAACCAACCCAACAAAGAUACAGACAAUAAACAAUACGCAAAAUUUUCAACCUUAAUUUGUCUCAACAUGACAACAACUUUUCAAUUUCCUUCUUCCAUAUUCCUGUUUGUUUCAACUUCUUUCAUCUAUCUUUCACCAUUUUCAACUCCUCUCUAACCUCUCCUUCCUCCUGCAUAAAAACUCCAUAUUUCAUCCUUUUCUCUCUUUUUUCCUCCAAAACAUCAUCUGGUUUUCUGUUUUUCGUCCCAGAAAACAUGGGUGGCUGUUGCAGCCACAAUGUUUCUGCUCAAGGAAAAGUCGAAAGCGAGGUGGAUGAUGGAGAAUAUGAUUAUGAAGAUGAGAAUAGUAAUGAUCAUGUCACGUAUCAAAAUGAUGGAUCAAUGGUUCGAUUUAGAGGAUUUUCCAGAGCUGUAUCAAUGUAUACUCAACAGGGUAAGAAAGGUAUCAACCAAGAUUCAAUGACUGUUUGGGAGGAUUAUACCGGAGAAGAAGGAAUGAUCUUAUGUGGUGUGUUUGAUGGUCAUGGUCCUCUAGGCCACAAAGUUUCGCAAUUCAUUCGCGACAAUAUUCCGUUGAAACUGUCUGCGGCAAUCAAAAUGGCACAACAGAAAGCCAACAGAUACUAUGAUGCUACCGAUGCAGAUACCGAAACUUUUGAUGAUGGCCACAAUGGUAGUAACCGCCGCAAUAACAUAUCGCUGGCUUCAUGGGAAGGAUGUUUUCUGAAAUCGUUCGAUGAAAUGGAUGAACAUCUUGCUCAGGAAGUUAACACGGAUAGCUAUUGCAGCGGUUGCACGGCUGUAACUUUAAUUAAACAGGGUGACCAAUUGAUAGUUGGGAAUUUGGGCGAUUCUCGCGCGAUUCUUUGCACAAGGGAUAGAGAUCAACUUAUACCUGUUCAACUUACCGUUGAUUUAAAACCGGAUAUUCCAAGUGAAGCGUCGAGAAUCUUUAACUGUGAAGGAAGGGUUUUCGCUGCGGAAGAAGAACCAGACGUAUACAGAAUAUGGAUGCCCGAUGAUGACUGUCCUGGACUCGCUAUGUCAAGAGCCUUCGGAGACUUUUGCUUAAAAGAUUAUGGCCUAAUUGCAGCUCCAGAUGUGUUUUACAGAAAAAUUACCAAACAAGAUGAAUUUGUUGUUUUAGCAACUGAUGGGAUAUGGGAUGUGCUGACAAACAGUGAAGUAGUAAACAUAGUUGCUUCGGCGCCAAGGAAGUCGAUAGCAGCAAAGUUGUUAGUAAAGCGCGCUGUGAGAGCAUGGAGAUACAAGUAUCCGGGAUCGAAGGUUGACGAUUGUGCAGCCAUAUGCUUGUUUCUUAAUGAUCAACCUGUUUUGUCGCAUUCUCAAUCAAGUAUGAGUAGAAAAAGCCGACAUCAUCGCAGCAAGCGGUCGAAAUCGCAGAGAAACGACGACAAUGAAACUGUGGCAGGAAAAGUUGAUGUUGAACUGGAUGAAGAAUGGAAAGCUCUCGGAGGGUUAGCUAGAGCAAACUCAAUAUCAAGACUUCCAAGGCUUGCUAGGAUUAUGAGUAAAAGACAAUCAUCUAAGCGACUUAAUGGAAGUUGAAGGCCUUGUGAUAAGCUCUAAUAAAUGAUCAUGUUUUUGGAGCUCAAAAGUUGUAUAUUUAGGUGAAAAGAAAAGGAGGUUGAAGAUUUUAAAAAUGAGUGGAAAUAAUUAAAUUUAAUGGUGAAGUAUGUCUAAAAACUCAUCUCAUUUUUCACUCAAUUUUUUAGGGGAUGCCAAAAAUUUGGUUUUACCUCAAAUGAUGUAAUGGUUUGCUUGGCCAUCAUUAACUAAUUAUUUACCUUUAUAACUGUUAUUCAUAGCAAUAUUUAUGAAUUGUGUGUUA